GCCCAUGAGAGGCUGAAGGAGAGGAAACUGGAGGCCAUGAGAGACAACAACCUGGAGCUGGUGCAGGAGAUCCUGCGGGACCUGGCACAGCUGGCUGAGCAGAGCAGUACUGCUGCCGAGCUGGCCCACAUCCUCCAGGAGCCCCACUUCCAGUCCCUCCUGGAGAUGCAUGACUCUGUGGCCUCAAAGACUUAUGAGACACCACCCCCCAGCCCUGGCCUGGACCCUACAUUCAGCAACCAGCCUGUACCUCCCGACGCCGUGUGCAUGGUGGGCAUCCGAAAGACAGCCGGAGAACAUCUGGGUGUAACGUUCCGCGUGGAGGGCGGCAAGCUGGUGAUCGCUCGCAUUCUGCAUGGGGGCGUGGUGGCUCAGCAAGGCCUGCUGCAUGUGGGUGACAUCAUCAAGGAGGUGAACGGGCAGCUGGUGGGCAGUGAUCCCCGUGCACUGCAGGAGCUCCUGCGCAAUGCCAGUGGCAGUGUCAUCCUCAAGAUCCUGCCCAGCUACCAGGAGCCCCAUCUGCCCCGCCAG
Messenger RNA from Piliocolobus tephrosceles (Ugandan red Colobus), 531 nucleotides. Its product is annotated as MAGUK p55 subfamily member 2. The transcript is spliced from 3 exons. NCBI's taxonomy places the organism in Eukaryota, Metazoa, Chordata, Mammalia, Primates, Cercopithecidae. The annotation marks the transcript as partial. Gene Ontology annotation, molecular function: protein binding. The record is from RefSeq and is a predicted model, not a curated record.